Dinoponera quadriceps is the source of this 770-nucleotide messenger RNA. Its product is annotated as ubiquitin-like protein 4A. Gene Ontology annotation, molecular function: protein binding. The record is from RefSeq and is a predicted model, not a curated record. Lineage: Eukaryota; Metazoa; Arthropoda; Insecta; Hymenoptera; Formicidae. Bases 234 to 686 code for a protein of 150 amino acids. The transcript has 3 exons. Gene Ontology annotation, biological process: post-translational protein targeting to endoplasmic reticulum membrane.
GGAGAAGUGGCAAGUAGUCGAUGACGACGAUGACGACGCUGUGUCGAUCGUGCGAUCGCAAAAUAUAACCUCUCUCCGCGUAAGAUGCUACUACUCUUAUCAGUGUAUCCGGAGGCAACGUUGUUUCGAGAAACCUGAUCCACGAUUUGAUCCACGAUCUUCUCCUUCUCAUAUCAUCAUCACCACCACCUCUCUCGGCGACUGUUGUUGAACCGACCGCAAUUUGCCGCAUCAUGAAAGUGAUCGUGAAGAAGCUGCAGGGGAAAGAAUGCGUCGUUGAUAUACUGCCGACAGAAACAGUGUUGGAAUUGAAGCACAAAGUAAGCGAUCUGUUAGGCAUCGAUGUUCCCCACCAAAGACUGUUACUUACUGGCAAGACUUUGGCCGAUGAGAAUCCAUUGAGCUUUUAUCCGGGAAUCAAGGAUGGCAGUAAGUUAAACCUGUUGGUGAUAAAGAAAACGGAGGAGGGUUCCAGCGAGGCUAAGGGCUUGCAGCAGAAAUCGGGCACUCAGCUGCUAAGAGACGAGGUUUCCCGAGUGUUGAGGCAUUACUACACGGUAUCAGAGACGGAAUCCAUAGUCAAUGAGCUGAUAAAGGACCUGAAAAACAAAGUGAAUAAUCUUAGUUACGAUGAUUUAGAGAGAUUAGCCACGGCGUUACUUCAGGACCAAGAGAACGUAGCUUAAGUAUAUAUACCAUCCUAUAUCGGAUUAUUCAAUUCCGCUUUAUUAUGGCCGAUAUCAUCGUAUAAUAUGAGUUUAUUUAAUUGA